ACCUCCGGCAGCUGUGUUGCUCGCUGACGUCAUUUCACCACAGCGUUUGGCGGCUGUUGAGAGACAGAGAUGGCUGGAGCAAUACAAAGCAAACGUGUCAUACCAAUGGGUGGUGACUAUGGAAAUGCUAAGAUCGCUAGAAAGUAUUCGUGCGCUAAUUUGUUUUAUUUUUUACACCUUUAUAAACUACUUUUUACGACCUUUUUAACGGUACAGUUAUUAUAAAUUAACAAGUGUAAAUUUUGGUUCUAUUUGUUUACAUUUCUAAACAUAUUUUAUUAAAUUAGAAUUUCAAUUUUUUGUGUUUUGCUGUGUUAUAUAGCCACCUUGGUUACGGAACAACAUUCGUGUCAACAACGGCGAGAUAUCAACAAAUUUGUAAACUCCGAUCGCAGUCCAACGUAGCAAAUGGUCCGCUUUUGGGUUAAUUUUUGGUCUAUUAAAUUGUCUUGAUCAUUUCCUGUGUUAAAUGUAACCAAGUGUGUAUAUUUCAGUAACGCAUACGCAUUAAGUAAAGAAUCGGUGCAAUGAACGAAGAAUCCCAAGUAUGGACGGACGAUCAGUCGAACGCAUCUUCAGAUUGUAGCGAUAGUAGCUGUGACUCGCGAUCGCACGAAUGGGGCCAGUACAUCGUGAACAAUUGCCUGUUCUUCGUCAAAUUCGAUCUCGUAUGCCACGCAAAACCUGCCGUCUUCGAUGAUGAUCUGUUUUUCCGCAACGAAUAUCGACGCUUAUCGAUUCGGAAAAAGGAAAGCAUUCUGUCGCGGUUCGGUCAGAAGGAUAAGGGCAAACAUAAGCUGUUCCGUGUGAGCGUUAUCGAUACGACGAAAAAGGAACACAUUAAUGGUAUACAGAAGGAUGUCAUCAUUAGUAUUGCACCGAAGAAAAACGUCCCACUCAAGGAGGUGCUGCCACUGACGGAAACAAUAUUGGGGCUUACAACGAGCCUGUUUCCCGAUGGCCGGAAACUGAUGGUGGAUAAGAUCAAGGAUUAUUCGGUGUUUGCCAAAGCCAAGCUGGUAAAAUCGAAAGAUUGGAUUAAGUCUAUCGACACCGAGCAGGUAACGGUGGACAAUUUCGAAUCCCUGCUCGAAGGAUCGACAAAGAUCCCAACGAUCGUGAAAAUUUCAUUCUUUGAAAUGAUCGAACCAGACAUCAGUAAUGCGAUCGAAAUCAAGAUUACAAACUUUAUGGAUCUGAUCCAGAGCCAGGAAACACUGUUCGACAAGGAAGACAUACAGUCGAUGAGCAAUAACGAUCUCAUCUUCAGCAUGAUCUACAUAUCGAAAGAGUACACACAAAACGAUGAGCUAGACGUCAAGUUUUGCUACCCAACGCGAGAGAACAACUAUCUGUUCAACUCCCGGGGCAGCUUCGUGACGUUACAUUCCAUUUUCAACCAAUCGUUUGGCCAGCAGUCGAUCAUGACGAAUUUGAAGAUCAAAAAUGUGCUGUACUACACGACGUACACCGUGCUGGAGGAUGGCAUAUUGCUGCUUGGUUUCAGCUCAAAGUACUCCUCGGUAUUUGCCGUAAAGCAGAAAAGUGAGCAGAUCUGUCGGUUUUUAAACGCUCUCUACCAGUCUGGCACCACCAUGUUCAACAGGCCGAUCGAGCAGCAAACGGAGCUGAUGCAGUUGUGUGAAAUGAUACGCCACUCGAUCAAAGCGAACAGGAAUUGCGACAAGUUCGAGAAAACGUUCCCACAGGCACACUUUGUACCGCUGCCGAAAGAGAUACAGCUGCGCAUUGACGAUGCGCUCGGUGAGCUGGAAGCGAUGGACUAUCGCAACUGGAAUGAUGAUUUCGUCGAUCUGUUCUGUCUGCUCACCGUGAUCGGCUGUGCACUGUACUACAAGCAGCACUUGAUAUGUACGCAUCUGAGCGGCGAGUACAUGAUGGACGUGGAGACAAUGUUAAAAAAUCUGGGCGUGUUUGAAAUUCUUACCACAACGGAUGUGAAAAACAUGGCCAUAUGGCGAAAGUUUUACCCGAAGCAGUACUGUGAGGAUGGUUUCCACGAGAAGAACGAUGCCUAUCUUAUGCUCGUUUCGAUCGGCAAUCUGCUGAUGGUAGUGGUGCUCGAAGUGCCCAUCAAUACGACACACAACAAAUCGUUUUCGCGCUACGUCGAUGAAAUACAGGACAUGUUGAGCUACUUUAAAUCGACCGGUAUUGAAAAUCUUAUUCGCAUCUGGAUCGAUUCGAAUAGACGCCCGCAAUGCAUACCGACAAACGUUGGUAAACAGACGGGUGGCGAUCAAGUAGCAGCACACGAGGACCGAACGCAACAGAUUCGAAGCCAUGACGAGGAAUCAAACGCUUCCAGUUCGAUCAAGAAUCAAGUCCUGCGGGAGGAACAUAAUGCGGAACCUGAGGAUGAUGAUGAUUCCGACUGGGGUCAGAGUAUGGAUAGUAGCCAGAGGAGCAGCAGCUUCGACAUUACUGAUCUGUCCGAGAAUCGAUGUAAGGAAUUUUCGGAACUCAUUCCAACCCAACUAACAACCGGGCUGGACAAUCUUCUGUUCUACUACGUACAGCUGGAGGUAGGUGAUGGGUACUUUCUAGCGCCCACGAUCAAUAGUGCGAACGCGAAAAAUGACAUCGUUAUGAAUCUGUUCCGGAAAACGUGCACACUUAUACAUGCCACCUUUGAAAAUACGAAAAAGUUUCGCAACCUCCUAUCGCGAGAAUCGACCAAGCUGAACACGCAACGAUCGCUGGUAGCGAUCAAGGAGCAGGGUAUGCUGCUAUCCGUCCCAAAAGAUCAUGGAUCGGGCGAGCGGGUCGAAUUUUGGGUUGUCGGACGGCUUUUCCACAGUCCGGCCAAAGAGCUGUACGUGUGCCAUCGUGCCGAUGCGCCACAAAACAUGGUAGAGCUGGCUUUUCGUAUCUGUUUAACAUGUGCUGGUUAGAGGCACGUAUUUACUGCUAGUGCAUUUAAUAACAAUCCAAUCCGAGCCUUUUAUCUUAAGCUACACAAAUUAUAUGGACUGAUGUUUUGCAUUUAACAACGUUUGUAGUGGUAGGAUAUAGUUGAUUAAGACAUGAAAUGUCCAGUUUUACUUUAACUUAUUAACGGGCUUUACCCCCACAGACGAAUGUCGCACAAUAAACGCCAGCGAAUGGAAAGUU
Anopheles funestus (African malaria mosquito) is the source of this 3135-nucleotide messenger RNA. RefSeq names its product protein inturned (gene in). The transcript has a single exon. Gene Ontology annotation, biological process: nervous system development; vesicle-mediated transport; cilium assembly. Lineage: Eukaryota; Metazoa; Arthropoda; Insecta; Diptera; Culicidae. Gene Ontology annotation, cellular component: cytoplasm; cilium. The coding region runs from base 528 to 2915 and encodes 795 amino acids. The record is from RefSeq and is a predicted model, not a curated record.